UGCCAUUAAUCGUCCGUUAGACAUCACAGUUGACAUAAAAACACACGAUGUUUACUGGGUUGAUGACGUUAUAGAUGCUAUACAGCGCAUUUCCUUCAGUGGUGGGAAUCGAGCUUAUAUUCGGACAAACCUACCUUCACCUUACGGGAUCACAGUUUUUAACGAUGAUGUCUACUGGGUGGACAGAAAUCUGAACCAGGUCCUUAAAGUGGAUAAAAAUUCUAGAGUUGGUGCCCCAACUGUCGUCAAGAAAAAUGUGAGAUAUCUUAUAGACAUUGCAAUAUUUGAUAAAUCCAACCAACCAGGCGAUCCCAGUAAUCCUUGUGCUGUCAACAAUGGUGGGUGUGACCAGUUAUGCUUUGCUAUUGCUGGAAGCCCUCAGCCUGUGUGCAAAUGUGUUGAAGGAGACCUCGAUUCUGAUGGAAAGAAAUGCAAACCAUCAAAGGAAUUUUUGCUGAUGGCCAUUGAUUCCAGCAUCCACUCAAUAUCUUUGCACCCUAACCGAACACGUCAAAAGAUUACAACUAUUGCAGCCACCGACGAAGUUAGUAGUGUAGGAUAUGAUGCUAAAAGCAAUCAGAUUUACUAUGGUAUAAACAAUCCUGCAGCUAUAGUCCGAUAUGAUGGUGAAACAAAAACCAGUCAACAGUUUGUUAUUGAUCCGGAGAACAAACAAGCUUUCAUUGGCAAAAUCGCUGUUGACUGGACCGGUCAAAAGAUUUACUGGACAGAUGCGUUAUACAAUAGGAUUUCAGUGAUGAGUUUUGACUCAACAUACAAGGCUACUUUGCUGACCACACAGAAACCCAGGAGCAUUGUGCUUGACCCUUGUAAAGGGUACAUGUAUUGGUCGAAUUCAGGUAUUGGUCAAUCACCAAGCAUUGAAAAAUCAACUAUGGCUGGUAAUCAAAGAUCCGUGCUGGUCAGCUCUGACUUAGGUGACCCAGAUGGCCUGGCCAUUGACUACACCUAUGAAAAGCUUUACUGGGCUGAUACACUCAAAAAUCAGAUUGAAAGAAUUUCUCUCGAUGGACGUUACCGUGAUGUGAUUGUUACCACCACAUAUGAACCAACAUCUAUAACUGUCUUCGGUCUUCACAUCUACUGGAUAAGUUCAUUUAGGAAGCUGGUGUAUCGUGCUGAGAAACACACUGGAGCCAAUUCCAUAAGAAUGACAAAAUUCCUCACGUCCUCUCCAGCAGAUAUUGUCGUUUUUUCUGCCGAUUUACAAAGCUGUAAGCGUGAUCCUUGUCAAAAAUUCAAUGGAGGUUGCAGCCAGGGAUGUCACCCUGCACCCAAUGGAGAAGCUGAAUGCUCAUGUAAUGGGACUUCCCAAGUAGUGAGUAAAUACAAAGCCUGUGUCCCCGAGAACCACAACUGUUCAGACACGGAAUUCAUUUGUUCAAAUGGAAAGUGCAUUUUCAAAAGUUGGGUGUGUGACGAGGACGAUGACUGCAGGGAUGGUUCGGAUGAAAACAGCAACUUGUGUGCGACCCACACUUGUGAGAAGACUCAGUACAGAUGCAACAAUGGACGCUGUAUCAAUCAUCUGUUUCGUUGUGAUUUUGAUGAUGAUUGUCGUGACAACUCAGAUGAAAUUGGUUGUGAUGCCUCAACUUGUGGCCCAGCACAGUUUACCUGCAAGAAUUCCCGUUGCAUCGAUGCUGCACAGGUUUGUGAUGGCUAUGACCAAUGUCGGGAUGGAGAGCAGACUGAUGAAAAGAACUGCCCCAACAACAUGACGUGUCCAGAGAAUAAAGUGAAAUGCCCAAACUCUAAUAUUUGUGUCAGAAUAAAUCUGCUGUGUGAUGGAGAUGAUGACUGCGGGGACAACUCGGAUGAGAACGCAAUGUUUUGCAAAGCUGCAAACUGUACAGGCCAUUUCCGAUGCCUGCAAGCCAAUCGCUGUAUUCCUUCUCAUUGGUAUUGUGAUGGUGCUGAAGAUUGUUCAACUGGGGAAGACGAACCAACUAACUGUCAUGUGAAUUUAACGUGCGCCAGCCACAUGUUUGCAUGCGGCUCAGGAGGAUGCAUCUAUAAAGCCUGGAUGUGCGAUGGAGAAAAUGAUUGCUCUGAUGGUUCGGAUGAAGCGAUUGAUUGUCGAAAUAUUGCAUGUGCUGCAGAUGAAUUUAACUGCACGCAUAACCGCAAUAUUGGAAUUUACCCAUGCAUUAAAAAAACAUUUGUAUGUGAUGGAGAUAAAAACUGUGCCGAUGGAGAGGAUGAACGCCAGUCUUGUCCACCAGAUGUCUGUGAUGAUAAUGAGUUUGCGUGUGCAAAUGGUGGCUGCAUUCUAUCAAAAUUUGUUUGUGAUCGUGAAGACGAUUGUGGUGAUCGUUCUGAUGAACAUGACAAUUGUGAAUAUCCAGAAUGUGGAGCAGACCUUUUCACUUGUGACAACCAUCGAUGCAUCCUUAAUUCAUGGGUUUGUGAUGGAGAUAACGAUUGCCGUGAUAAUUCAGAUGAAAAAGAAUCCGUUUGCUUAACACCAGCACCAACUUGUCCACCUGGACAAUUCCGGUGUGACAAUGGAGAAUGCAUUAAUUACCUGUUGGCCUGUAACAAGAACCCUGACUGCUCGGAUCAAACUGAUGAACGUCACUGCUACAUCAACGAAUGCGAAGAUGUGGUUGUCCAUCGAUGUGAACAUACAUGCAUUGAUACCCUGACCAGUUACCACUGUGAAUGUAACCCAGGUUAUACCCUCAUGACUGAUAGGAAAGCUUGUCGGGAUAUUGAUGAAUGCCUUGAGAAGCCGGACACCUGCAGUCAGAUGUGUCAUAACACAGUGGGAAAUUAUUCCUGCAAAUGUAAUGAAGGUUAUAUGAGAGGACUUGACACUCACAGCUGCAAGAAGAAAGAUGAUGAAAUUCCAUGGCUUGUAUUUGGUAAUCGCCAUUAUAUUCGAAAGAUGACACUGGAUGGUUUGACUUACCAAUUGAUAGCUCAAGGAUUACGUGAACUAAUUUCCCUUGAUUUUGACUACCAGGAGCAAAAACUCUACUUUUUUGAUAAAUGGACAUUAGACAUUCAAACAAUUUUCCUCAAUGGCUCUGAUCAGAAAGUGCUCUUUCACCAAAUGCAAUUUGGUCAAUGUACCCUGGCUGUCGAUUGGGUUGGUCGUAAAUUAUAUACGUUUUGGUUGUAUAUUCGAGCUUUAUUCGUCUCAGAGCUGAAUGGAACCAGUCUAAGAACACUAGAUACCCAUUUGUUUUAUCACGUUUCUUUCUUAGUCGCCUAUCCACCUACAGGGUACUUGUACUUUAUCGAUAUUCCCUCGAAAGCAUGGAUAGGAAGGAUUGGCAUGGAUGGCUCAAACUAUGAACGUUUGAUCAUAGAUGGUCUCGGCUUACCAACUGGUUUAACUAUUGAUUUCGAGAGUCAACGGAUGUGGUGGGCAGAUGCCCACUUUGAUGCGAUCGAAUAUGCCAAUUUGGAUGGUACUCACAGACAAACGGUAAUGAAAGAGAAUGUACCAUUCAUUCACUCACUUGCAGUGUUUGAAGACUGGAUCUACUGGACAGACUCGAGCCGCCUGAGCAUAGAAAAGGCACACAAAUUCACUGGACGGAACCAUACUAUUCUACGGAAUAUGACUCACCAACCAAGUAUCCUUAUUGUGUUUCACUCAUUACGACAAAAGCAAUAUAAAAAUCCUUGCGGAUCCAAUAAUGGUGGAUGCAGCCACCUUUGCCUCCAUUCACCACCAGAUGACUAUGUCUGUGCGUGUCCAGACCAUUUUCUCUUGGAUGCAGAUAACAAGACAUGCAUUGCCAAUUGCAGCACUUCUCAGUUCCGUUGUGGAAAGGGCGAUGAUCGAUGUAUUCCAUUCUUUUAUAGAUGUGACAAAGAUGUUGACUGCCAUGAUGGCUCCGAUGAAUUAAACUGUCCGGAAACCAAAUGUGGGCGACACACUUUUACCUGCAACAACGGAAACUGCACGAGGUUCUACAAGAUAUGCGAUUCAAAAGAUGAUUGUGGUGAUGGAUCUGAUGAAGAUAGGUGUGGUGCAAAUUACUGCUCCCCCUGGUCAUUUCGGUGCAACAACAACCGCUGUGUGUACCGUUCCUGGCAGUGUGAUGGUUACAAUGACUGCUUGGAUAAUUCAGAUGAAGACCAGGCUCUUUGUAUUCAUAGAUCCUGUGGAGUACAUGAAUUUACCUGUGAUAAUGGAUAUUGUAUACCUGAGCAUGACAAAUGUGAUUACGAGAACGACUGUUUCGAUGGUUCUGAUGAGAGUCUUGAACUGAACUGUGCUAAUCAAACAUGUCCCGCGACUUCGUUCCGAUGUGAAACUAAUUAUCGAUGUAUACCUUCCACAUACGUCUGCGAUGGUUACGAUAAUUGUGGUGACAAUUCUGAUGAAAAACUGAGCAACUGCAAAAAAUGUAAUGAAACGAAGGAAUUCAAAUGUAAAAACAAUGUCUGCAUUCCAAAAACCUGGGUUUGUGAUUCUAAAACUGACUGUCGAGAUGGUUCCGAUGAAGACACCAGCUUUUGUAAAAACAAAUAUCGUGACUGUACUGAAUCUGAAUUUCGCUGUGAAAACCAAAGAUGUGUCCUAAAGAAGUGGCGAUGUAACUUGUACGACGAUUGUGGUGAUGGAUCUGAUGAAAAUAACUGUGCUUCUGUGAAGUGUUCUGAAGAUGAGUUCAAGUGUGAUACAGGUCACUGUAUUAAAAAAUAUCUAACUUGUGAUGGUUGGAGAAAUUGCAGAGAUGCUUCAGACGAAAGAAACUGCACACCCAAAUAUGGCGACAGAUACUGUCCAAUUGACAGAUUCCAGUGUAACAACACUGUCUGCAUUCCUAAACAAUGGAUGUGUGACAGUGACGAUGACUGCGGUGAUAAAUCAGAUGAAACACGCGAGGUAUGCCUUCAAAUUGAGUGUUCAAAAAAAGAGAGAAGAUUCCGCUGCAACAAUUUAUUAUGCAUUCCAAUAUGGCGAGUCUGCAAUGGAAGAGAUAAUUGUGGAGAUGGUUCAGAUGAAAAUACUCAUCACCUUUGCGAACCGAAGGAAGAAAUAUGUGAACAAGAUCAGUUCAAGUGUACAAGUAAAGAGUGCAUCGAUUCAUUCAAAGUGUGCAACGAAAUAGCUGACUGUGCAGAUAAAUCUGACGAAAUAGGAUGCAUUAAAAAUGCUGGUGCCGUCAACUGCAGCAUUGAUAAUGGAGGGUGUCCCCACAAUUGCACGGAUCUCGAAGGAGGUGGUAUGAUAUGUUCCUGUCGAAGCGGUUUCAAAAUGAAAGAUGGAAAGACAAAAGAAUGCAUGGAUGUUAACGAGUGUGAACUUUCAAAUAACAAAUGUCCUCAGCUCUGCAACAACAUAAAGGGUUCCUACAAAUGCCUGUGCCACGAAGGGUUCCAAGAUCCUUUAUUACCCACUCCCAAAUGUAAAUACACAAAGGAAGGCAAAAUAAGCAUCUUCAUGUCUGUGGGUAGCGGCAUCCGAAGAUUUGAUCCCAUAAUCAAAGAAUACAUGAGCACCUUACUCUCCAUACAAAAAUCGCAGGGUUUAGCGGUCGACAUUGAACGGUCAACCCUUUACUGGACAGAUAUGAUCAGCAAAACAGUGAUGCGUUCUUAUAUUUCUCAAAAAUCUGAUAAUGUUGGAAUCCCACAAGACCUGAAGAUCAGUAAUCUAGACGAACCAAAUGGCAUUUCCAUUGACUGGACAUCAGGGAAUGUUUACUGGACUGACUCCAAAAAGAAAACAAUAUCUGUGGCGGCUAAAGAUGGAAGAUACAGAUACACUUUAAUCAAAACAGAACUUCGUAGACCUUAUGCUAUUGUCGUUAACUCACAGACUGGCUGGAUGUACUGGACAGAUAUAAACAGUUACAACCCAAGAUAGAAAGGUCUUGGAUGACUGGUGAGAGAAGACAGGUUCUAGUGAACAAAGAACUGGCACGACCAAGUGGAAUUGCCAUCGAUUACUUCAUGAACAAUCGUGUGUUCUGGUCUGAUUCCAAAUUCAACAGAAUCCUGUCAAUGAAACCGGAUGGCACCGACCAAGUGGUUGUUAUUGGAAAUGCAAUUAACCCAGUGAGUAUUGACCUGUAUGAAAGUGAAAUAUACUGGGUGUCCCAAAAUGAAGGCAAACUGAUGCAAAUGGAUAAAUUUGGACGAGGUAUAAAUGUUACUCUGAGAGACCAACUCUUUUCUCCAAGCAGUGUAAUUGCAUUCCCACCAUACAAG
Octopus sinensis (East Asian common octopus) is the source of this 6198-nucleotide messenger RNA. Its product is annotated as low-density lipoprotein receptor-related protein 2-like. The record is from RefSeq and is a predicted model, not a curated record. NCBI's taxonomy places the organism in Eukaryota, Metazoa, Mollusca, Cephalopoda, Octopoda, Octopodidae. The transcript has 38 exons. Gene Ontology annotation, molecular function: protein binding; calcium ion binding. The coding region runs from base 458 to 5854 and encodes 1798 amino acids.